AUGAAUGUUACUGAUAUAUAAAUAUUGUGUAUUUAAAAAUACCAGUAAUGGAGAAUUAUCUUACCAUUUUGCUACUGUCUGGACUAGUUUUGUUGAGUGCAUUCUAUGGAUACAAUGUUGAACAAAGAAUUGUUCAAAUUAAAAACGAUUUUGUUAAUACAGAAGUUCAACACAAGGAGGAAAUGAGGAAAGUUAAUGCAACAUUGAAAUCAAUGAGUGAGCAAAUUAAUGAACAUCGUAACAAAAUGAUAGAAAAAGACAACGAGUGCAGAAAAAUAAUAAAUCAAACAGAAGAAGGCGUUGUGACGUUUAAAGACGAGUUUAUUAAUGUAGAAAUUCAUCACAAGAAUGAAAUGAAGAAAGUCCAUGAAGAAUUGAAAUCGAUGAGUGGACAAGUUAAUGCAGGUCUUAACGAAAUGAUACAAAAAGAAAAUGCAUACAGGAAGGAAUUAGAUCAAACGAACGAAAACGUUACGACGUUACAUAAAGAAACGAUGAAAUUACUGAAAGAAACCAACAACCGUUACGAGAACACAUUAAAUGAUAUUAAAAAAGAAAACAAAGAACACAAUGGCAUAUCGUUCUCUGCCAGACUUGGAACCUCUAUUAAAGAUAUUGAUCCUUGGAAUACGGUUAUAUUUGAUCAAGUGAUUUCUAACGAUGGUAACUCUUAUAACGCCGCUACUGGUAUUUUUACGGCUCCAAUAGCAGGAACAUACUAUUUCACCUCUACAAUAUUUACAAGUACGGGAUCAAUAUUGGAAAUGUCACUAAAAGUAAAUGAACAGACUCAAAUGUGGAUGUAUACGUAUGCUGCAACUAUAACAGGUAAUACUGCAACAAACAGCAUCAUCGUGAAACUAAACAAAGACGAUACAGUUAGACUCGUCAAGCACGGUGUCUGGGGAGCGCGUCCGUUCUAUAUUCAUAGGGUUUGGAGCACAUUCACUGGUUUCUUACUUUAGGCGAUUAACAAAAUACAGAAGUUUAUAUAUUUCUGAGGCAUUUUUGCAGACAAAUGUAUUCAACUAAAUUGUGACGUAUUGUCUUAAGUUAAUAUACUUGAUAAAUUGAAACAAAUGCUUAUUUUAUUUUCCUUAGUAUAAAUUGGUGGUAGUCAUAUCUUAAAUAAUUAAAUAUGGCGUAGACA
Molecule: messenger RNA, 1150 nt
Organism: Mytilus californianus (California mussel)
Lineage: Eukaryota; Metazoa; Mollusca; Bivalvia; Mytilida; Mytilidae
Product: heavy metal-binding protein HIP-like
Exons: 2
Coding region: 48-965 (305 amino acids)
Molecular function (GO): protein binding
Source: RefSeq, a predicted model, not a curated record